Molecule: messenger RNA, 486 nt
Organism: Micromonas commoda
Lineage: Eukaryota; Viridiplantae; Chlorophyta; Mamiellophyceae; Mamiellales; Mamiellaceae
Exons: 1
Coding region: 1-486 (161 amino acids)
Source: RefSeq, a predicted model, not a curated record
AUGGGUUGCGCGUGCAGCAAGGGCGCGUACGCCACCGCGUACGAGGACGUCGCCGGCUCGAAGAAAAUCGCGCUCGAGUCGCCCGGUCGCCUCGGGUGCAGGUUCGCGGGCGUCAAGUUUCCCCACGCCGGCGUGGAGAACAGCGGCAAACACAGGGGAAGCGGCAAGCUCGUGCUCGUGGACGACGCGCUGCACUUCUGGCUCAGGUGCAGCGACGUUUACUUCUCCGUGGCGCUGAGGGAUUGCGUCAAGGUUGAGCUCAAGGACGCGUGGGGCGGGGUGAGGGUGCAGGCGACCGGCAAGGAGCGCGACAGGACCGCCAUCCUUGUCGUAACGUUCAAGUCGGAAGGGGGGAAAUCGCUUAAUCAGGCGGGGUUCGUCGUGCUCCCGGCGCAGAAACAGGCGUGGCUGACGAAGACGCGCCAGGCGGCGCUCGACGCGGGCGGGUUCAGCAUCGUCGAGGGUCGCGCCCGACCUCGGGUGUAG